Mesocricetus auratus (golden hamster) is the source of this 1808-nucleotide messenger RNA. RefSeq names its product chymotrypsin like (gene Ctrl). Lineage: Eukaryota; Metazoa; Chordata; Mammalia; Rodentia; Cricetidae. The record is from RefSeq and is a predicted model, not a curated record. Gene Ontology annotation, molecular function: serine-type endopeptidase activity. The coding region runs from base 975 to 1769 and encodes 264 amino acids. Gene Ontology annotation, biological process: proteolysis. The transcript has 7 exons.
AGUGAGCUCCAGGACAGCCAGGACUGUUACACAGAGAAACCCUCUCACAAAACAAGAUAUAUAUAUAUUUUUUUUAAAAAAUAUUUAUUUUACAUCCCAACUGCCGUUUCCACUCCCUCACCUCCCAGCCCCUUCUCUACUGAGGUAUUCUUGAGCCAGUUAAAGCCUUUGAUAUCCUAGAAAAAGUCAAGCCAACUCACCUGUUCAACUCCGCACACAGAAACACCUUCUCUCCACUGGCUAAGCUCAGCCUAGAGCUCAGUAACACAUGCACUGUGGACAGAUUUGCCCAUGGCAAUCUGAGGUCUAGAAACAGAUUUCAUGGCUUUAUUCUUGUACUUCCAGCUUCAGUCCAGAGUGUCUCAGUCACUGAGGGCUCACUCAUACUUACAGAAAUGUAGGUCUUAGAGCCAAACAUGAGGAUUUGGGUCCCAUCCUUCCUCAUGCUGGUGAGUCAGCAUCUCUGAGCAAACCUCUGACUCCUGUUCCAUGCUGAUGAGAAAUGAUGUCUUUUAGGAUUCAGAACCACCAUCCGGGGCCUUCUCAGCAGAGCUGGCCACAUCUGACCAUUCUUUCCACCAAUCCUCAUGCCCCUAUGUUCUAAGCAGGCUUUUCUGGGAGUCCAGUACUCCUGAUAGCCCUGGGAAACUUCAUAGGUCCCAACCACCAGGUUAAUACUUUAGACCUAGUUAAGCCAUAUGUCCAUGGUACCCAGUGAGCAACACUUGAGAUAGGAGGUGGUUCAGAAAGCCAAUAGGAAGCCAAAGCUUGGGGAGCCACCUCCCCAAGGUGAGAGCCUCACACCUGGCUACUUGAUAAUUCCAAGGACUUUGGCCAAAGACCUCUCCUGGGUAGGUGUGGGAGUGUACAAAGACCACACAGCUGGCCUCCUCAAGCCCAAGACUUCUGCCCAAGGACAAGGAUACACAUAAAUAAAGCCAGGCAGGUCUCAACCUCAUUCAUUAUCUUCCACAAUGUUACUGCUCAGCCUAACCCUCAGCCUGGUCCUCCUUGGCUCCUCCUGGGGCUGUGGCGUUCCUGCCAUCACACCUGCAUUGAGCUCCAGCCAGAGGAUUGUCAAUGGGGAGAACGCAGUGCCAGGCUCCUGGCCCUGGCAGGUGUCUCUGCAGGAAAGCAACGGCUACCAUUUCUGUGGUGGUUCUCUCAUCAGCCCAAACUGGGUAGUCACUGCAACCCACUGCCAAGUCACUCCUGGACGACACUUUGUUGUUUUGGGAGAAUAUGACCGAUCUUCCAAUGCUGAGCCUGUGCAAGUGCUAUCCAUCUCGAAGGUCAUUUCAUACCCUAACUGGAACCCCACCAAUUUGAACAAUGAUGUGACACUCCUGAAGCUCGCCUCACCCGCCCGGUACACGUCACGAAUCUCACCAGUCUGCCUGGCUUCCUCGAAUGAGGCACUGCCUGCAGGCCUCACAUGUGUCACCACUGGCUGGGGCCGCACCAGUGGUGUGGGUAACGUGACACCAGCCCGUCUGCAGCAAGUAGUUCUACCCUUGGUCACUGUGAAUCAGUGUCGGCAGUAUUGGGGUUCAGCUAUUACUGAUUCCAUGAUCUGUGCAGGUGCCUCAGGUGCCUCUUCCUGUCAGGGUGACUCAGGAGGUCCUCUUGUCUGCCAGAAAGGAAAUACCUGGGUGCUUAUUGGUAUUGUCUCCUGGGGCACUACGAACUGCAAUGUGCAAGCACCAGCCGUAUACGCUCGGGUUAGCAAGUUCAACACCUGGAUCAACCAGGUCAUGGCCAACAACUAAACUGUCCCUGUCUCAAUCCAAUAAAGACACCAGGCUCCA